Molecule: messenger RNA, 1017 nt
Organism: Bathycoccus prasinos
Lineage: Eukaryota; Viridiplantae; Chlorophyta; Mamiellophyceae; Mamiellales; Bathycoccaceae
Exons: 2
Coding region: 1-1017 (338 amino acids)
Cellular component (GO): Golgi apparatus
Molecular function (GO): GDP-fucose transmembrane transporter activity; antiporter activity
Source: RefSeq, a predicted model, not a curated record
AUGGGUGUUUCCCCAACUCCGACGAGUCAAAACGUCGGCGAAAAACUCAUAUGGAUUGCCAUCUAUUCGCUCUGCUCGUCCUCCAUGCUCGUGGUGAACAAACUCGCAGUCGCGGCGAUCCCGUUACCGACGGUCGUUUCCGGCGCGCAGCUCGUGUCGAGCGCGAUCGUGCCUCUUUUGAUGCAACUGUGCGGGUACUCGGUGAUUGGAAAAAUGACCUACGCGAGGUCUCUCCCGUACGUGGUGUAUACUUCCAUGUUCGCCGCUGGGUUGUUUGCGAACAUGAAAGCGUUACUGCUGACAAACGUCGGGGCGGUGAUUGCGGCGAGGUGCUGUUUGCCUCUCAUUGUUUCAGUGAUUGAGUAUUUCUUCAUGGGGAGAAGUUGGCCGAAUAAACGAUCGAUGGUUUCGCUGGGUGGCGUCGUCUUCUUCGCUUACUUGUACGUUUCCCAAGACUCCGGUAUCGCCGUCGAAGGUUCCGAAGGGUUCGUCUGGCUCUUCAUCUGGUGGAUGCUUUUGGCGUUACAGAUGACGUAUGGAAAAUGGAUGACCAGCGCGAUUGAGAUGACCCAAUGGGAGCGAGUGUUUUAUACGAACGCGUUUGCGGUGCCUCCGAAUAUGUUGAUUUGGUAUUUUAGCGACGAUUCGAGUCCGGCGAAAGCGCACGUGAUGGACCGUUUGGACUCGUACCAGAAGAACAUGUUGUUGUUGUCGUGCGUCAUUGGGGUGUGUAUUUCGUACAGUGGGUGGCGGUGUAGAACGGUAGUCACGGCGACGACGUUUACGUUAGUUGGGGUGGUGAAUAAGAUGGCCACGAUUGCGUUUACGAUGAUUGUGUGGCCGAAAGAGACGACGUUUGCGAAAGUCGUCGUGUUGAUUUUUUGCGUGUUGUUCGGUUUGUUGUAUCAGGAGGCGCCGAUGAAGGCGAGAAAGGAAGGGAUGAUAGAGGGAGGGAAAAGCGCGACGGAGAGUAACAUCGUGAGCAUCAGGUCACCUAGACACGUGCACGCAAAGUGA